Trachymyrmex cornetzi is the source of this 579-nucleotide messenger RNA. RefSeq names its product adenylate cyclase. The transcript is spliced from 2 exons. Lineage: Eukaryota; Metazoa; Arthropoda; Insecta; Hymenoptera; Formicidae. Bases 1 to 579 code for a protein of 192 amino acids. The record is from RefSeq and is a predicted model, not a curated record.
AUGAAUAUCAUUAAUUUACAGUUGCUCGAAAUAUCGGAAUACAUUUGGAGUUUGAAUGCAUUAGUAGAAUUGAAAAUGAGUCACAACUUGUUGGGACGUUUACCACAGGGCAUUGAAAAGGUUCGAAAUCUUAGUAUUUUGGAUUUGUCGCAUAACAUGUUAAUGUAUCUACCAGCAGGGAUCAUUUUUUUGCGACUGCAAACUAUAGAUAUUUCAAUGAAUCCAUUAGUAGUCAAUCCCCCAAUUUUGUUUUAUAAAAUAAUGUACCCAAGCCUUACUAUGUUUGCAGCAAGGUCACUGCAGCAAUAUUGCAGUGAUAAACAUAUAAUUUUUCGAUGGGAUAAAUGGAAUGAAUAUAUAAGUAGAAAUAAAUUCGAGAAAUGCUUCUUUUGUAGAAACAUAUGUACACCUUCCUACAUGCACGUAGCGCAGCCAUUGAAAGAUAUAUUUGACAUAACUGAAAACGUAAUAACAAAGACAUCAGAAUUACCAGUAGUAUUAUGUGAAUAUUACGGUUGCUAUCCUGAAUGUAAGGAGGACUGGUAUUCUAGUAACGAAUCGGAUACAUCUCGAAAUUGA